GUUAACUUUGAGCUUAAUACAUCUGUGAGUUUGAGAUACAGAACAGCAACUUGAAAACCUCAAAUACCCAUUAAUUAUGCCACAAAUGGGAUAUGUUUCAUUUCGGCUGGAAAGGAAGAAUCUGGAAAUGACUUCAACCCGGCGACUCCAACAGGAGCGAUACCGGAGAGCAGCAACUGGUCCGUUGCCUCGCCGGUGCUGCUGCUGCUGCAACAUCAACACCUACAACCGACGGAGUAGACGGGGCUGACUGACGCCUGACGGUUCACGACUAAUUUCGGUGGAAUAACGCGGCACUGAGCUGCUUUUACACAUUUUUAACAGGCUUUAACACUUGAAGAGCUGAGCUUCUUCGCCAAUGGCAAGUCCGGUUGCAGACAUAGGACAGUCUCAUCAGCAUCACCCUGUGACCGAGUCGGCCGCAGAGUCCGCGUUUCAAGAGGCGCAGAAAUGGAUAGAGGCUGUGACAGGAAGAUGUUUUGGUGACAAAGAUUUCAGAGGAGGUUUGGAGAAUGGGAUACUGCUAUGCGAGUUGCUGAGCUCCAUUAAACCUGGCUUGGUAAAGAAAAUUAACAGACUUCCAACACCCAUAGCUGGCCUGGACAACCUUAGUGUGUUUCUUCGUGGCUGCGAGGAGUUGGGACUGAAAGGCUCCCAGCUGUUUGACCCUGGAGACCUGCAGGACACAUCGACACGUCCCACUGCCAAGGGAAGUGACUGCAGCCGAAAACUCAAGAAUGUUUUAAUCACUAUCUACUGGUUGGGUCGUGCUGCCAACGGCUGUACCUCCUACAACGGGCCCACGCUGGACCUGAAAGAGUUUGAGGGCCUGCUGUCACAGAUGCGAAAGGAGGCAGAGGAGGCAGAGAGCCCUAAACGCAGCAUUCGGGACAGUGGCUACAUCGAUUGCUGGGACUCAGAGCGCAGCGACUCUCUCUCCCCCCCACGCCACGGCCGCGAGGACUCCUUCGACAGCCUGGACUCCUUCGGCUCACGCUCACGACAGACCCCGUCGCCAGACGUCCUGGUCGCCCGCGGCAGCAGCGAUGGCCGUGGCAGCGACUCAGAGUCUGACGGUGCCCCCCACAGGAAGAUGCCGGACGUCCGUAAGGAUGACAUGUUGGCGCGGCGGACGUCUGUCAGCGAGCCACGAACCGCCAUGCCCUUUAACCAGUACCUUCCCAACAAGAGCAACCAGAGUGGUUACGUUCCCACGCCGCUCCGCAAAAAGAAAAACGAUAAAGAGGAGGGUGGACGCAAGAGUUGGAGUACUGCCACUUCACCUAUAGGAGGAGACAGACCGUUCAGUACUCCAGCUCGCUCGUGCUCCGAGGAACUCUUCCACCAUUCGACGGCUCUAGCAGGGAACGUUGCAGCAGCCCCAGUGGUUGCAACAGGCCCCGUCAACACGAGCGGGAAACAUCCACCUGCGACAGACCGGGAGGAUGCCAGAACGAAGAAGGGAGUCGCCGGUACCCAGUUAGUCACAGAUGCAGAGCAAGGGCAGAAGCGGGCCAGUCGAACACUGACCUCUUCGAAACACAUCACCACUGCGAGUCCCUCCCACUUCCUCCCUCUACCUGCGGCCACGGCAACCGCUACAAAGGAAAAAAACGAUACAGGCCGACGAAAGGCCAGGGCACUGAGUGAAAGUGACGAUCCACAAGGAGGGACAUCUUGGUUGGACAGCAAUCCUCCAGCAACAUUCAGCCACACAGAUAGUGUGUCAGAUGACUCACAGAGUGUGAGUAUGAUCGACAUGCGUGGUGAAGAGGAGGCCAUCUUGCAGCCCCACAGUCAGGUGCGUCAUGAACUGAUGCACAAUCAGUACAACAGGAUGAAGGAAGAGGAGGAUCACUGGCAGGAUGACCUGGCCCGGUGGAAAAGUCGGAGGAGGAGUAUUUCCCAGGAUCUCAUCAAGAAGGAGGAGGAGAGGAAGAUGAUGGAGCAGUUGAUGUCAGGAGACACCUGUUCCUCCCAGAGGAGGAGAAGCAUCAAGACGUACAGAGAGAUAGUGGAGGACAAGGAGCGUCGUGAGGAGGAGCUGCGGCAGGCAUACAGACGAGCCAAAACCCAAGAGGAGGCAUCAGCCAUCCUCCAGCGUUACGCCCAGCGUUUCUCCAUCAGUGAAGCAGUCCUGGAACGCCUGCAGCUGCCAAAGCUCCUGGAUCGCAGCAUAUCCGCCGACCCCUCCUUCCCCUGCUCACCCUUCCCUCUCUCCCUCUCUGCCUCACCGACGACCCCAGACCCCUUCGACGUGGACCCCAACGGGCCCUUGAGGUAUCUGCGCCAGCAGUCCGCUCCAGCUCCAAAGUUCACGUCUACGCUGGAGGCGCGAAUUGAGGAGUUUCCCAAAGACUUGUCUUCACACCAGCGGCCUCAGAUUCGCUCCCGCUCGUCUGAGCCGCCAUCCACCCGAGCCCUGUCACCCAAACCGGUGCCUUUGCUGACACCCAAGCCUUACUUCGACUCCCGAGCCAUGGCAUCUGAACUGUGGGCCUGCAAGGCGGAUGGUUUGCUUCGAGUCAAUGGCAACAUAGGAAGCGACAAUGUUCCCACCACACCUGAGAGUCAAGGAAGGGAAUCUCCUCCUCAAUUCCAGGCCUCCCCUUCCAAAACCAGCAACAGCACUGUAGAUGCUGCCUCCUCAGCAGCAUCACCCAUACACAGUCCACACGCCUCCCCGGGAGGAGGAAGCCCCGUUUCAACAAAGGACAAGGAGGUACAAGGUGGCACUGAAGCAGCUUCUGAGGACGUCCGAGGAGAGAAAGUCACCGAUAAUUCAACACCACCUAGUCGGCCCACCUCACUACCUACGGAACUGCAGAAACCAGAAGACAGCUUUGAGAAGACUAGAGGCCAGACAGCAGCUGUUCAAGAGGAAAAAGAGUCAAAUGUUGAAGCUCAACCAACACCACCUACAGAAGCCAAACAAGAACAAGCAAAGUCUGAACCAACCAGUCAAAACAUCUCCAGCCUUGUCCAGUCGGGGGUCAGCGUGCAGCAAAGUCAGCCAGUAACUUUACAGGCAAGUGUUCCCAGUUCCAACGAGUUGUCACAGAGAAGAGAGGAUAUGCCAAGCUUAGCUGCACCAGGAUCAUCUGGAUAUCACCCACCACGGGAAACAACAGCAGAGUUUGCAAACAGUGUCAGGUCUCCGCUGGCAACCAGCAACCCUAAGUUACGUUGGGAGUUCUUCAUUCCACCAGAGGGGGCAGAAAAGGACCGCCGUGGAAAUGUGUCAGUCCCGGUGUUGCCCCAGGCCAGGCGGGGUGACCGCUGGUCUUGGGACCCGGAUGAGGAGCGAAAGCGUCAGGAAAGGUGGCAGCAAGAGCAGGAGCGCAUGCUGCAGGAGAAGUACCGGCGUGAGCAGGAGAAGCUGAAGGAGGAGUGGGAGAAAGCACAGAGGGAGGUGGCAGAGGAGGAGAGGAAGUACCACGAGGAGGAGCGUAGGAUACUGGAGGAGACUGUGACGCCUCUCACUCCCCGCUCCUCAGCCCUGCCCUCCCCCAGCCGAGGGGAGCUCUCCUCCACCUCUGAGCCCCAGGACACCAUCGUCCGUUCGCUGGCUGACUGGGAACGCAAACAGGAACUUCUGGAGAGGCAGUCGAGGGGGAGCACAGAGAACAUGGAGGGGAAACGGAGAGAAAAUGACCGGACCAGUGACAUCAGCACUGCUGACGACAGCAUGAAAACAGGCAGAAGCUUAGGCAGCCAGAGCACCAGUCAGCCAGAAACACUCGGUCACAGUCUGCAGAACGGCCAAAAACCUCCUCCGAUGCCAGCAAAAUCUUCAACUCCAAUGAAAAAACAAGAUCAUACGGCAGACAGCAAUAGGCCCAGCCGGCCUGCCGGGGACAGGAGGAGUGGUCCCAUUGAUAAUAACAUGAGCCGCAGCUCAUCAAAGCCCCCCGCAGCAUGUCCACCAACUCCAGACACACUGCCUCCAGCACCCAACAGGUCUGUCAGUGGGAAGAAGCUGUGCUCCAGCUGUGGGCAGCCAUUGGGAAAAGGGGCAGCAAUGAUCAUAGAGACCCUGAGCCUCUACUUCCAUAUUCACUGCUUUAAGUGUGGGGUGUGUAAGGGACAGUUAGGCGACACGACCACAGGGACGGACGUCCGAAUUAGAAACGGCCUCCUCAACUGCCACCAGUGCUACAUCCGCUCCCGCUCGGCCGGACAACCCACCACAUUGUGACGCUCAACAGAAAAGCACAAGGUUCAUGGAAGAAACCCCAUCCCUGUUUUUAACCCGAUUAUCUGCAAAUCAUGUCCUUCACAGCGUGUCGGGAUCUUUGCGUCCUCUGAAGCUCAAUAACCAAUGAAGAUUCAUCAUGUGGGCCAAAUGGGGAUCUGGGGACAGUCCAACGUUUAAAAAAAAUAUAUAUUCUUCGUGUUUAUGUCAUCUGAUACGUGAGUGAAAUCUGGAUUUGAUUGGUCCACGUGCCACCACAGACUAUUGUUUCAUCAUGCAGUGAGAGAGAGAGAGAGAGAGAGAGAGAGAGAGAGAGAGAGAGAGACUGUUCUGGAGUGGCGGCCAUGUUGAAAAGAAAACACAAUAAAAUUUACAGAUGCUUCAAACAGGCAGGAGAUGCUGACCUCUUAUACUGUCAGAGUGAACACACACACAAAAAAUAUUACGGUGUUCAAAUCUUGGUUAAGUAGAAUCAGAUUCUAUUUUCCUGAAUGGAAAAAUGUGAAUAUUUCCCAUUGAGUUCCAUAUAAUGGAAAUGCAGUACAUCACAUAGUUACUGAAUCACUUUUUAUCAUCUGAGAAAGAAUUUCUUAGCGUGGGACGAUAAGGAUCCAAAAACUAGAGAGAAAACUGGUGAGGCAGCUCAGAUUGGACUCUUUAAUUUCUCUUAACAGGCUGGAUCUGAAAAAUAAUAUUAGUAAUUUGAUGCCCCUGUAAUGAGGUGCUAUAUUAAAAUAAAAAGAUAACCAAACUUAAUUUAGAAAGUGCAAUAACGGUCACUAUAAACCCACUAUUUAGAUCCACCACAUAUAGGAAGUUACUAUUUUUUGAUCCCCUGGCCCAAACAAUGAUCUCUAAUGUCUCUCGUUCUGUGCUCAGAAUAAAAUUAACUUCUAAUAUAAACACAUAUUUUGGGCAAUAACACGACUUGUGAGCGGUUUUUCGUGCUUUUGGGUCACAGCAGGUUGUUCCUCGGCCAGCCUGUCAGCGUGGAAAGUCAGGACUUUAAUGUGCCUUAGGAAAGCAAGGUGAUGCAGGAAAAAAACACCAGCUAUAUGGUGUUUUAUUUCUUUCUUUUUUUUUUUUCUUUUUUUUUUACUUUUUGGGGUGGAGGGAGGGAUUUGGCCAAAUUUUGAACUCUUAAAACUGCAGAGAGACAGGUUGCAGGCCUCCCUCACAUCACGCUUUACUUCAGUUGAUAAGUACUGUUUAUUUUCACAUAAAAACAACACCCUUAAUAUCAUAUUUCUCCCCCUGUGAUUCCUCUGUGAUUUGCAGUGAUAAAUCCAGAAAGGAAUUCAAAGAAAGGAAUACAUUUGUUGUCUAUCUGGAAGAAUACACAGUAUACAGUAUAUAUACAUAUACAUAUACUGCAGGGGAAAACCAUUGAUUUAGUUUUGAAUGUUUUACUCUAGAGCGAUAUAGACUUCUGUAUGCUAUUAAUUGAGGUAAUUUUGAUAAUUGCUCAGUGGUAGGACUCAUUUAUAAAGCAAAAAAAUAAAUAAAUAAAAACAUAAAUAUCACCAGUACAUGUUACAUCUAGUUACACAGCAGAGGUAAUAUGAACACACAUACCAGCAGCAGUUGCGCCUGUGCAAUAUUUGGUUGGAUGAAAACUAAAGAUCUGUGCCGCCAGCUGGACAUUUUAAGUCACUUGCUUCUUUUCUUUUUAUGAACUUGUAUGAGAAGAGCUCGGUUAUGUAUUGUGGAUGUUUAAAAAAUGCACGUUUAAGCCUAAAACCAAAUGAUUUGCUGUAAGAAAGCAAACUAGCAGCCUCCUCCUCCUUCUUCUCCACCUGAACUGCGUCCUAUAGCCAAGCUUCUCCCUCCGGGUUCAUCUCUCUGAUCUACAGUAUUUUUAAGUUUCUGUUCCGAUUGUGUAUUUUAUUUUUUAUCCUCAUUUAGAGAAUAAAUCUCGGCUGAGUCUCUUAUAGCGGGAUCUUUGAGACGGAGCUCUAUAUUCAGACGGUCUUCUUAACAGGAUAGUUGAGGAAUGAAAACCUUUACGUCUGUUCUGUAUUUAUUGUAAUAUUCACCUGAACACUAUCCGAAAUAUAGAUUAAUUUGAUGUUUAAAUGCAAUGGCAUUUAUAGCAUACUGUAUGUUUAUAAAUAAAAUGUUAUAAAUUUAAAAAAAA
Lates calcarifer (barramundi perch) is the source of this 6332-nucleotide messenger RNA. RefSeq names its product LIM and calponin homology domains-containing protein 1. NCBI's taxonomy places the organism in Eukaryota, Metazoa, Chordata, Actinopteri, Centropomidae. The transcript has 29 exons. Gene Ontology annotation, molecular function: myosin II head/neck binding. Gene Ontology annotation, cellular component: stress fiber. Bases 359 to 4198 code for a protein of 1279 amino acids. The record is from RefSeq and is a predicted model, not a curated record. Gene Ontology annotation, biological process: regulation of focal adhesion assembly; positive regulation of stress fiber assembly.